UCCGUUGCAACGGCUACCGUCUUCUUCCUCCUCUUCGUCUUCCUCGCAGUUAUCGCCAGAGAGGGGGCAAAUGGCCAUUGGAACCUCAGCCCACCUUCUUUGGUUUCUUCUCCUUCUUCCUACCCUACAAAUCUCUCUCCUCUCCUUCAAACAAUCCUUACCAUUGACGAAGCUCAAGCAUUGCUCAGCUUCUCGUCAGUUCCAUCCAAUGGCUUCUCUAUCACUCCACUGCCCGAAGACGACUCUGCAGGCUCAGUCCCACAGCAAUACGGGGCAGCCCCACUGCCCGCUUCAGCUCCCGUGUUCGAAUUUAAGGCCGAAAGUUUUCCAGCAUCCAAGUCGGGGUCCAGCUCAUGUUUUCCGAUUGAGUGCGUCUUUCAAUGAGGUGGCAGUCGCAAAGUUACUGAAACUUGGAGUUGAAGCCAAGGAAGAUGCAUCGCCUAAGGAGAAGAAUGCGAUGGCCAUUCCUGAUGCAUCGGCAAUUUCAGCAUUCAUGACCCAAGUGGCCGAUCUCAUCGAGCUAGUUGAUUCGAGGGACAUAGUUGAGCUGCAACUGAAGCAGUCUGAGUGUGCAAUCACCAUUAGGAAGAAGGAAGCACUGCAGAAACCCCAACCGGCUGCUCCUGUGACCAUGAUGCAGCCUCCGCUGCCACCUCCACCGCAGCCUGUACUUCCUUCUUCACAACCACCUCCACCACCGGCCGCUUCCUCUGCUCUCGCUCCUUCAACUCCAAGCGCGGGCCCACCGGUUUCUCCACCCAAACCCAGCACAUCAUCCCACGCACCCUUUAAGUGCCCCAUGGCUGGGACCUUUUACCGCUCCCCUUCACCUGGGGCGCCUCCUUUCGUAAAGGUCGGAGACAAGGUUCAAAAAGGCCAAGUCCUAUGCAUCAUUGAAGCCAUGAAACUGAUGAAUGACAUCGAAGCUGACCAGUCCGGAACUGUGGCUGAGAUACUCGUCGAAGAUGGGAAACCUGUUAGCGUGGACGCGCCUUUGUUCAUCAUUGUGCCAUGACAAUCUCUUCCCCAAUUCAUUUUCGAAACAUUGGAAGUUCUUUUGGCACGAACGAAAUCUUCAUCAGUUUAGGCCAGAAAGUUUGCUGCAGACAUCCUAAAUUCUUCUUUUUCAUGGCAUGAGAAGGAAAGAAAUGUCUCAAACUGAAGAAUUAAAUGUUUUCUGUUUCAUGUUUGUAUCAUAAUACUGCAUCAAACAUAUGUCUACGUAAGUCAGGGUAUGAAACUAUAACAUCUCAGCAGAUAUCAUAAGUCGAAA
This is a messenger RNA of Punica granatum (pomegranate), 1273 nucleotides long. NCBI's taxonomy places the organism in Eukaryota, Viridiplantae, Streptophyta, Magnoliopsida, Myrtales, Lythraceae. The record is from RefSeq and is a predicted model, not a curated record.